Messenger RNA from Lachancea fermentati, 183 nucleotides. Lineage: Eukaryota; Fungi; Ascomycota; Saccharomycetes; Saccharomycetales; Saccharomycetaceae. The record is from the annotation of a GenBank genome assembly.
AUGACUGCCCUUGCUCCUAUUACUGGUACUCUCAGAAAGAGAAUCAUUGCAGACAUCGUCAUCGGUUUCUCCAUCGGUGGUGUGAUGGGCUCCUACUGGUGGUGGGGGUUCCACAAGAACCUCGUCAACAAGCGUGAAGACUUUUACGCCAAGUUGGCUGCCGAAAAGGCCGCUGAAAACUAG